Closterium sp. Naga37s-1 is the source of this 1662-nucleotide messenger RNA. The record is from the annotation of a GenBank genome assembly. NCBI's taxonomy places the organism in Eukaryota, Viridiplantae, Streptophyta, Zygnematophyceae, Desmidiales, Closteriaceae.
AUGUCCUACUGCGGCCAUGAUCCGUCCCUGAAAGGCAUGGUGUUGCGGGUGUGCAAGGAACGGCCGGAUUCGCACCAUCCAGAAGCAGAGGUCGUGGCUGGGGAGUCCCUAUCCGGAAGCUCGGCAACAGGAUCGGCAGCAGGCUCGGUGCAGCCCGAGCCUGUGCUGCGUCCGGAGGAGCGGGAGCUGUGGGGAGAAGUGGUGCCGGAGCUGGCAGUGGCCCCGGAUCGCAUCGACCUGCUGCAUCAAUUCGUGGCUCGGGUCAUGGCUCCCCUGUUAGGAGACGAAUUCGUGGAGGCAGGGACCACGGUGAAGGUUCCCCGUAGCUUUCUGCAGGAGGUAGCGGACCACAUCCGCCCUAGACGCCCUCCCUGGAGGCAGGCUCAGGGCGACGUGGAUUUGCAGAUAGAAGAGGCGCUGCUGGUCACCGAUCUGACCCACCUGCACCUGGAGGACGAGGAGUGGGACGAGGACUGGGAGGAGACGGUACGGGAGGACGGGCACGGGACCCGCGGGUAUAAUGGCACGACGUUCUGUAUCGAGCUCAAGCCCAAGACGGGGUUCUGCCCCUCCUCCCCCUGCAUCAUGCCGGCCAAUCACGUCAAGACAGCUGUCCCGCGCUUCCCCAUGCACCAGCAGCUGAAGCUGUCAGAAGGGGAGGUGGCAGAGAGCAGUGCAUACAACCCUCUCGACCUCUUCUCCUCCUCGCGCCCCCGCGUUCUGUCUGCUCUGAGAACGUUGAUCGAUAACCCCCAGAACAAUCUGAGGAUUUUUGCAGAUGGGAAGUUGCUGUUGGGAGGGCAUAUACACAGGCAGGCGGACAGAGGAAAGGGGAAAAAGAAGAAAGGGAAAGGGGAAAAGGGGGAGAAGGUGGGAGAGGAGGCGCAGGUUGAAAGAGUGAAUUCGCUGGAUUUAGCAGCUAUGAGAAGGGAGGAGAAAGCGCAGGAGGCAGCAGGCUUGGCUGCUGCUGAAGCAGCCCUGGAAGGGUUUGUACGUGCUUGGAAGGAGGCACCCAGCAGUAAUACCAGUGCUGCUGGUAGCGGUGAUGGUGGUGGUGGUGCUGCCUCUACUACUGCUGCUGCUGCUGGCUUGCCAGCAGCAGAAUCACCAUCCUCUGCGCCUCAUCUUAGUCACCCUCGGGUUGACGCUCUCCUAUCCCUGGCCACAGAGUGCCUGGUGCAGUGUGGGGCGCUGGAGAAGCUGUUGGCAGCACAGAAGCUGGAUAAGUGGGACAUCGAAGGGACGAUUCAUGCUUAUAAUGAGUUUAUGAAGCAGAGAACGUCAACUACGUCAGCCCCUCCUGCUGCUGCUGCUGCUGCUGCUGCUGCUGCUGCUGCUGCUGCUGCUGCUGAGGUUCCAAAAGAGAUAACGGAAGAUUGCAGGAAGGUUCUUCGCGAUUUCCUCAUCGCAGCAACGGCCAAGGACUGUGGGAUCAUGCUGGCCCUCCGCGCAGCCAUUCCCGGGGAGACCCUGGAAGCUUCUCAGAAGCUUCGCAGCGUGGUGUGUCCAUCCAGUGGCUGCAAGUAUUUCUACAGGCUUUCAAUAAUGGAUCUGGACAUCAAGCCUUUGCGCAAGAUGCCCAAGUAUUGGAGCAUGGACCAGCAGAUCGUCAAGCAUUACUGCUCGGUCACACAUGAAGGGAUGACAAACGGUGUGCCUUGA